AUGGUAAAAGAUAACAAGAGGGUGAGGAAGAGGUUAAAGCUAUUGGAAGAACUCGACACUGGUAGUCUGUUGCCAGAAUUUACAGUCGAUUCUAAGGCUUCAAAUUGUGUCGAAGUAUUUGACAGAUGUAGCAGUGGCUUCAUUACAUUCGAACUUAUUACCGGAUACGUGUAUACGUCUCCCAGUGAUACCAUGGAACUAGUCCCCGGGACAUUGAAGCUCACCGACUGCCUGGCCCUGUGCAAUGGAAAUGCCACUUGCCAGGCUAUUAAUUUUGAAACGGGACUAUGUGUUCUCUUCAGUUCAAGUGCUGUGCAAAGACCCUCCUCUCUGACGCCAUCACAGUUCCCGGUGUUCACCAUCUAUGCCCACAAAGUCUGUUUACUAGGAAGCAAACGUUGCAAUCGUGACUGGAUGUUCGAGCGAGUGACUGAUUACGAGUUGCGAGAUUUCUCGCGAAGCUCUGCCAUUGUUAUGUCCCGUGAAGCCUGCAUGGAACUUUGCCUGAAUGAGGCACAAUUUAGCUGCCGAUCCGCCAACUACAAUCGUCUGACAGGGGAGUGUUUCUUGAACGACAAGGACCGUACAUCCCUGAGCCAUACAGCCUCUGUAAGACAUUUCUCACAAGCCAGUGACAGUAUCGACUAUUUGGAAAGCAACUGCGUGGAUGAAUCUCUCCGAUUGUGCGACUUCCGCAAACUGAAUGGCAAGCUCUUGAAGACAGUAGACGCAGUCUAUCAGGACGUCAAAUCUUUGGAAGAGUGUCGCCAGAAAUGCCUCAGCGUCAACUACAGGUGUCAGUCCUUCGACUAUGGCGACCCCAGUCAACAUGUGUGCCGACUGUCCCAUCAUUCCGUUUCGACCCUCACCCACAUACAAGACCCUUACUUGGACAUCCCAGGCGUCAUUACAUACGAGAUUUCAGCCUGUUACAACGUGACUAUUCAGUGCAAAUCCAGAGAAAUGAUAGCAAAAGUAAAAACAACCAAAGCCUUCCACGGAAGAAUCUAUGCCAAAUCGAGGCCAAAUUCCUGUGUCGCAGACGUUGCCAACACAGAUGAUUUCGAAAUCAAGAUGGCAUACCACGACCUGAAUUGCGAUGUUAAGCAACAUAAUUUCGGCGAGUUCUCCAACGACAUUGUGAUCCAGCACCACGACAUGAUCGUCACCAAUCAAGAUUUGGGUCUGUCCCUCCACUGCCACUACGACCUGUCCAACCGCAGUGUUUCGCAUGGAGUGCAACUUGAAAUAAAUGGUGAGGUAGAUCCCGCAGGUACUCAAUCGGCGACCGUCAGUGCACCCAAUGUGACGAUGAUGAUCACCGACAGGAGCGGAAAUGACAUCACUGCUGCCCAAGUUGGCGAUCCCCUCGCCCUUCGCUUCGAGAUAAUCGAUGAAAACAGUCCAUAUGAGAUAUUUGUUCGAGAGUUAGUGGCAAUGGAUGGUAUCGACAACAGUGAAAUUCUACUCAUCGAUAGUCUUGGAUGUCCUACGGAUAUCACCAUUAUGGGCAGCCUCGGAAAAGCAGCAAAUUCUGGAAAGACUCUACUGGCUCCAUUCGAAGCCUUCAAGUUUCCAACUUCGGACAUAGUCCAGUUCAAAGCUCUAGUCACACCCUGCCUCCCAAGCUGCGAACCGGUGGAAUGCAGUGUUCAGAGUCAUGGCCAGACCCGCGACUUCAUGUCCAUGGGCCGAAGGAAGAGGCGUGGAGCCGGAACUUAUGGCGUGGGCAGCAUCGGGAAGGUGGCCGACAAAGAUGACAUGGUCGUUGUGCAGACCAUCCAGAUCACAGACAAGUUUGGAUUUCAGAAAGAAGAAAAGUACCCCCUCCGGAAAGGAAGAAAUGAUGGCAGCGAAGAGCUCAAGAAAGAGACCAGCUGUGUCAACCUUGUGGGACUCGUAGUGGCUUCCUCUCUGUUUCUGGUUGCUCAACUGUUGCUGAUCCUCGCCUGGGCCAUCAUGUGGCAGAGGAGGAGGAGGAGCAAGCUGGAUGAUCAAUCCUCCACCAGCUCACACUCCUUUGCAUCUCAAUACUUUAUGGGCAGAAGGCACUAG
Molecule: messenger RNA, 2055 nt
Organism: Uloborus diversus
Lineage: Eukaryota; Metazoa; Arthropoda; Arachnida; Araneae; Uloboridae
Exons: 11
Coding region: 1-2055 (684 amino acids)
Source: RefSeq, a predicted model, not a curated record